Messenger RNA from Macadamia integrifolia, 1157 nucleotides. Its product is annotated as vesicle-associated membrane protein 727-like. The record is from RefSeq and is a predicted model, not a curated record. NCBI's taxonomy places the organism in Eukaryota, Viridiplantae, Streptophyta, Magnoliopsida, Proteales, Proteaceae. Gene Ontology annotation, biological process: vesicle-mediated transport. The coding region runs from base 227 to 940 and encodes 237 amino acids. Gene Ontology annotation, cellular component: membrane. The transcript has 6 exons.
UUUUUGUUGGGUGCAAAGAGUUGGGUUUUGAGGUUCGAGACUUUCAGCUUUCGAUAUUUUUGGAAGCAGUUGAUUCACGAACCCGAAUCACAGUGUCUCUCCGCUAGUCCUCUUCCCCGCUUUCUUAACCACGACGCAUCAAAUAAGGGUUUCAGGGUGGCGACAUAUUAAGGAACUGGCGAAGAGCUUUUGUGGGUCUUGAUAUAUUCAAAGACAUACCUGAGCCAUGAGUCAGAGAGGCUUAAUAUACAGUUUUGUUGCAAAGGGGACUGUUGUUCUAGCGGAGCACACAUCAUUCUCUGGGAACUUCAGCACCAUUGCAAUUCAGUGCUUGCAUAAACUACCUUCAAAUAGCAAUAAAUAUACCUAUUCAUGUGAUGGUCACACAUUCAACUUCCUUAUUGAUACUGGAUUUGUUUUCCUUGUUGUUGCUGAUGAAGCAGUUGGGAGGAGCAUGCCAUUUGUGUUUCUUGAGCGAGUGAAGGAUGAUUUUAAACAGCGUUAUGGUGCAAGCAUUGGCAAUGAGAGUACACACCCACUUGCUGAUGAUGACGAUGAUGAUUUAUUUGAAGAACCAUUUAGUAUUGCAUACAGUCUUGACAGAGAAUUCGGUCCCCGGCUUAAGGACCAUAUGCUAUAUUGCGUGAGCCAUCCGGAAGAGAUCAGUAAGCUGUCCAAGCUGAAGGCUCAAAUAACAGAGGUCAAAGGGAUAAUGAUGGACAACAUUGAAAAGGUAUUGGAUCGUGGGGAGAAGAUUGAACUUCUGGUGGACAAAACAGAAAACCUUCAGUUCCAGGCAGAUAGCUUUCAGAGGCAAGGUAGACAACUACGAAGGAAGAUGUGGCUGGAGAACCUCAGAUUCAAGCUGAUAGUUGGGGGUGCAAUCUUUGCACUGAUUGUUAUACUAUGGCUAAUGGUUUGCAGAGGAUUCAAAUGCUGACUGAUGAGAGAUGGCUGUUAUAACUUUAAUAUUUGUGUAUACCAGAAAAAAAAAAAACUAAAAAUAAAGAAAAUUUUAUAUAUGGUGUUUAUUUUUAUAUAUGGUGAUUGGUAUUGAUAUAUGUGGGAUUCACAUUUGAUCUCACUUAUCCUGUCUACUUGGUUAUUCUGGUAGUAUACUAGUAUCUGAAGCUCUAAGUGAUAUAAUUGGUUACUGA